Molecule: messenger RNA, 1333 nt
Organism: Exophiala viscosa
Lineage: Eukaryota; Fungi; Ascomycota; Eurotiomycetes; Chaetothyriales; Herpotrichiellaceae
Product: putative adenosine deaminase
Exons: 2
Coding region: 136-1290 (384 amino acids)
Biological process (GO): adenine catabolic process; hypoxanthine salvage; purine ribonucleoside monophosphate biosynthetic process
Cellular component (GO): cytosol
Molecular function (GO): adenine deaminase activity
Source: RefSeq, a predicted model, not a curated record
CAGAGUCGCAGUAUCGUCUUUGGUGAAUUUGGAUGUCAAUUAUCGCAAGUGGUGAAUAUUUGCUAUGGAUUUCCCACAGUUCAGUCAAUGCCAGUCUUAGCAGUUCUUGAGGUCUGAACAUACGAUCUUGCAAACAUGGGCAUUGAAGAAGCCCUUGGAGUUGGCCUUCGAGAGAAGCUGAAAGACGAUUUACUAGCUGCCGACGACAAAUUCGCCCUUCACGUACCCAAAGUUGAGCUUCACGUCCAUAUCGAAGGCACCAUAACCGCUGAGCUGAGAUGGAAGUUCACUCAACGGAAUGGAACCAAACUGAGGAUCGCCAAAAAUGGUCCGGAGCUUAAAAGUCUGGCUGAAGUACAGGCUGCAAUGGACUUGCUUCGACCAGAUCCCAGUCGCAUGGAGAACAAUAAAGAAGAGACCUUCCAAUUCUUCGAGGCAUAUUUCGAAGGAUUUGAAUGUCUCAAAACGAAAGAAGACUAUUUUGAUCUGGCCAUGCAUUAUUUUGAGCAUGCCGCAACGAUGAACGUUCGCUACGUCGAAAUCUUCUGGGAUCCCCAAGGUCACACAACCCGCGGAAUCUCCUGGAACGUCAUGAUGGACGGUUUCAGGGAAGCUUCGAAACAGGCGGAGGAAGAACUAAAUGUGAAAUCAGCAUGGAUCAUGUGCUUUCUGCGAGAUCUCUCCACAGAGUCGGCUAUGGAACACUACAAGGCUGCGCUGCCUUAUCGCGAUAUCAUUGUGGGAAUUGGGCUCGACUCAAACGAAAUGGAUCGACCGCCCACACUUUUCGAAGAGGUCUUCUCGCUGGCCAGACGUGAUGGCUUUAAACUCACAAUGCAUUGUGACGUCGGCUCACAGAAUACACAUGAGCAUAUCAGGCAGGCUGCAUGUGUGGUUGCAGGCAAAGGACUCGACCGUAUCGACCAUGGUCUCAACGCCGCAGAAAAACAGGAUUUGAUCGACUUGAUUUUGAAGCAGGACGUCGGCAUGACGAUUUGCCCUUGGUCUUACCUACGACACGAAACGUAUGUGGAGCUUGGGCCAAAGAUUCGUCAACUAUACGAUGCAGGCAUCAAAAUAUCCAUCAACAGCGACGACCCAGCAUAUAUGGAAGAUUGCUGGAUCUUGCACAACUUCUUACUGGUAAAACACCUGUGCGGCUUCGACGACAAAGAUGUUAUUGUUCUAGCCAAAAACGCUGUCAACAUCUCUUGGGCGAAGUCAGUGGUCAAACAGGAUAUCCUGGAAGAGAUAGACGUGGUUUAUGAGAGAUUUUACCCAACUCAAUAGAAAUAGUAAACAAAAGUCUGGUCCUCACCAGCGUUUCCACGAG